Messenger RNA from Melopsittacus undulatus (budgerigar), 4348 nucleotides. RefSeq names its product family with sequence similarity 234 member A (gene FAM234A). Lineage: Eukaryota; Metazoa; Chordata; Aves; Psittaciformes; Psittaculidae. The coding region runs from base 235 to 1893 and encodes 552 amino acids. Gene Ontology annotation, molecular function: protein binding. The record is from RefSeq and is a predicted model, not a curated record. The transcript has 12 exons. Gene Ontology annotation, cellular component: cell surface.
CCUGACUGCUUGUGGUUCUCUGUGCUUGUCAGGCAGCUCUAGCUGACUGGUAAUGAUAGUUUGUCUCUUGGAUGUAGCUGUGGCUUGGUGUGAACUGCUUGCUGCACAAGUUUCACUGGUUUGGUUGAGAUCAGAUCUGUAAAUCUGCGCUGUAGCUUCAAGGAGAAGAGGAAAGUCAGUCCCUGUGAAGGUGAGGGGAAAGAAGGGUGUCAGGAUACCUAUGAAUGAGCUGUGAUGGAUAACAAAGACCCAGAAGCUGAGAUCCACCCUCUGAAGACUGAGGAUGUAAAAGUUCAAGAGAACCAUGAGAACUCUGUGGAGAGAAGAAUAGUGAACAAGCAGUCAUCGCAGCUGUCCCGGCUGUCCCGCUGGCGCACUGCCGCCUUCUUCAUCUCAUUAUUUCUGUGCCUCAUCAUUGUGUUUGCUUUCUCCUUUAUCAUUCCUUGCCCAGAGAGACCAGUUUCAGAAAGAACAUGGUUCCGAAACUACAACCAUGCAGUGGCCUACCAGUUUCUUGCCAUACAAGAUGUGAAUGAAGACAAAGUGCAAGAUGUUGUCUUUGCAUUCAAAGCUAGCAAUGGCAGCAGCAGCUUCAACAGAUCCUGUCUGGAUGAAGGUCUGCCUUCUCCAUGUGCCUUCAUUGCUGCUGUAUCUGGCACCAACGGGAGUGCGCUGUGGGAGAGGCCUGCUGCCGAGGAAGUGGAGUGGCUGGAGUGUGGCAUCAAGCAGCUCGGGGGGCCUAAGGCCCUGGGAUGCCUGGUGGUGGGGAAGCCAGUGUCUCUCACAGCAGUUGACCUGCACACAGGGGAAAUUCAGUGGAGACAUUCCAGUGAUUUUGGAGCUAAUUAUACUGUGCUGACUCCUGUGGCAGUGAUUCCAGAUGUGGAUAGUGAUGGAGUUCAGGACCUGAUAAUCUUCAUUGCUACAGGAGAUAAGAUUAAGACAUUCAUCCAUUCAGGAAAAAAUGGCAAACAGAUUGGCUCCACUGAAAGCCUGGCUGUGGAUGGGAAACCUCGUUAUAUCAUGCUGAACCUGGUCUCCUCCUCCUACUUUCUUUUCUAUACAGAAAACUCUCUCUAUGCGUAUUCCCUGAAAGAUCUCUACAGUGCAGCAACUGGGAUGGAAAUUAAGCUUCCCAGCUUUCAGCAAGAUCCUCAGUGGGAGAAGAACAUUGACAGCACUACGCACCGCUUGUCCCUUCUCAGCUUUGGGGACAUCCAUUACCUGGCAAAAAUUCCUGGGCAGUCACGGGAGAACAUCCUGGUUGUAAACUCGGACAUGGCUACGCUGAUCAAUGCACACAAUCUGCAGACUUUGUGGACUCUCAACGUGUCCCGUGUUGUGAGUGAGCCGCUGCUUGGUUACUACAAACCUGAUGUUCUUGGUAUUGUCCUUGAGAGUGAAAUCGGACCCAACAGGAAGAAGGUUAUGGUUGUUGAGAGUGGAUCUGGAACAGUCCAGUGGAACCUGAAGCUAAACUCAAGAGCAGAGAGCCCUGGGCCAGCCACACUUCCUACUGCUGAUCACCGGUCCACCUUCCUCAUCUGGGGUGAAUACCAGGUGCCAGGAAAUGAAACAAGAUCCAAAGCUCCUCUCCAGAAGCUCUAUCUUUUCCACCCCUCCUACACUAAUGUCCUGUUGGAGCUCCGCAAUAGCACAGACCAAAUAAUUGCAUUUGAUGCCCUGCUGUUCGAGCGGAGCCGUCACGCCUGCUAUGUGCUGCUGCGGGGCCCUCAGCCCAGUGAGGAGCCAGGGACGGUGUCCCUGAUGAAGCGUAAGCUGAAGGAGGAUGUGUCUGGGAGCAGGGUGAUCUGGCUGAGCCAGGUGGCUGUGGACAGCGAGCAGUACAUCCGGGACCGCCUCUACAGGAUGCGAUUCCAGAGCCGAGUGUGAGCUGGCCGAGGGAGGGGGAGAGGCUGGCCAGGGCCAGGUGUCUCCACACUGCCUCUCCUCUGCAGCCGUGCUCUUGGCAAACCCAGAUCACGGAUUCAAAUGGGAAGCUGCCUUUCUUGAUCUGCAAACCAAAGUGUGGCUGGUGGGGAAGCACCCCCAGUGUCUGGGUAUGUCCAGGCCUUGGGGGCAGCUGCCAGUGCAUCUGUCCUCAGAGCUGAUGUCCUCAGUGCUUGGUGACCACUGAAGUGCUGUCAGCUCGGGGAAGAGGGCUUUCCCCUUGAUCCUUCUGUGCCCGCAGAACUGUGCUGACUCAGCCUGUGUCUGGAGGAAAGCAUGUGCUUGCUGGGGAUGCCAGAGUUUAUUAUUCCUUGGGUGCUUGUGUGAGAAGUGGAGCUUCAGUUUGUGGUGUUAGGUGUCCUUUCUGAGUCAGCUCUCCUGGCGUGGGAGAGGUGCUUGGCUGCAGGUUGGUUUGCAAUCACCCUCUCGUGGAUUUGGGCCCCUGCUUUGGUAGUCAUGGGAUGUGCAUAGUGAUAGACCCCAGCGGUGGUGAGGUGUCACCCAGGCCAGCAAAGUGCAGGUUAAACUGUCAUUCUACUUAGAAAAUGGCCUGUUCUCCUAAGAACAGCCCUGUGUGUCCUACUCUGCAGUCACAAACCUACUUGUGUCUGUCUCCUCUGCUGCUUCCUUUCCAGCCUGGCUGUGCAGUGUUGGUGACACAGAAAGGGAGCUGGUCUCUCACCUGAUUCAUUCAUCAGUGUUCCUCCCUGCCUCAAAUCUGAUUAUAAGUGGUAUGAAAACCACCCUUAGCCCAGGCUGGCUCGUCCCUGCUGGUUCAGACAUGACCUCUCUUGCUGGCUUUGAGGUGUCAGAGGAUGUAGGACCUUAUUUUCAGAGUAGAAUUGCAUAUUAACCUUCCCUGGGAGCUGGGCUUGCCACUGUCGGAGCCCUGUACCCCAGAGGCAGUGCCAGCUGCCCUACAAGUACUCAUUCAGCCUUGCAGCUGCUAAGGAGCCAUCUCCAAGCACUCUCCCCACUGCCAGGAGGUGGGCAAGCUCUGACUGCACGGGGAAACAGCACAAGUUCUCUUUGCAGCACAGCCCCAAAGAGAGCUCCAUGCCCUUGGAACUGAAGUGAUGCUGGGUGAGGAUCUCUGUCAGCUGGGUGCUGUUCUUUCUGUCCAGCCUGGUAGCCUGAGGGAAUGGAACAGGUUGCUGAGUAAAGGUGACAUCUCCCCUGGAGACUUCUGUGGCUCAGUGUCUUUGCUUUUCCUAGUGGGAUCUGGUAUGGAAUGUGGAAACAACAGCCUGGAAGGAAAGGUCUGAAUUGGCUGCUCAGCCCUGGAAAGCUGCAGUCACCACAUCAGCUGCUCUGAGACAUGGGCCCUUCAGCUCUCCCAGUCCUGCAGCAAAACAAGCUGCAGCAUCAGUGGUCAGCCUGGACACUCACUUCCUGCUUCCAGCUGGCCUAAAGGGUGCCUUGGCUCCCUCUGCCCUGUGAGCCAUAUCUCAGGCAGUUAAGAGAGCCAUGUGGGGUGAGUGCUGCUGGUCUCUGCAGUCCUGGCUGUGCAGGAACCUGGGGAUGCUCCCUGGAGAGCACUCAAAACCUUCAGAGCCCCCUGGACUCAAACCGGUGGGUUUUCCCUAUGUUUCUCUCUGUCCAGGCUGUUCCCUGCAGAAACCUGGGGGUGCAGGGAUGUUUUCCUGCUGUGUCCCCCAGCUUAAGUUGCCUCUUUGCUCAGCAGAAUAAAGAUCUGAAGUGCAGCAGCCCCACAGGUCCUUGUGCCAGCUUUGCAGGGAUCAGAGGGCUGUGCCAGUGCUGCACAUCCUGGGUUGUGAGAGCUGGGUUCAGCCUGUCCUUCAGGGGCAGAGCCAGGAGCAUGGCUGUGGGAGCCCCAGGCUGAGUGCAGUCUGAUCUGAGUGUUGGAUGCGGAUUGUAUCCCACUGAAAUUCCCCGGGCAGGGAGCAAGGUGCCCGGGCUGUAUGCUCACUGCAUUUGCACUGUAGUGGCACUCUUCCUCCUCCCAUCCCUACCUGGACCUGACCUUUCCCAUAGGCACACUGAAUGUUGCUUCAGGAAAGAUGGAUUUUCGGCUUUGGGGGGGCUUUUCUGGCUUUAAGUUCAUUAAUGUUUCCAGAUACUCUGGAAACACAGAUUUCCCUGUGGCAGCUCAAUUAAACUCAUCAGUGCCAAAACAGCACCUUCUUAACAAAAAAAGUCCUUUUUCCAGCUUGUUUCCCAGUGUAAUUGUUUCUUUGCAGUAUUUAAUGAAUGACUUUGUGCCUUGAUUCAAUAACUCAGAUGGGUGAUGAUGGCAUAUAUCACUGUGUUACGUAUUAGUGUGGUUUUUAACACUAAGACUGUUUGGUUUGGUUCUUUAACUUAUUGCAAAUUGUGCCCUGUAGGACUUGGUCUAACUGAAUGGUUCCAAUAAACCCUCUUUUGCAUUGUUUGUAAA